Molecule: messenger RNA, 404 nt
Organism: Staurois parvus
Lineage: Eukaryota; Metazoa; Chordata; Amphibia; Anura; Ranidae
Source: the annotation of a GenBank genome assembly
AUGCAGACUGCUUCUACAAACAUUGUGAAAAACUGUGCAAUAAGUCCAUCCAUGAAAUUUCCUUGCUACUAAAUAUUCCAAUGUCAACUGUUAGUGGUAUUAUAACAAACUGGAAGCAACUGGGAACAACAGCAACUCAGCCACGAAGUGGUAGGCCACGUAAAAUGAGAGAAUGGUGUCAGAACAUGCUGAAGCUCACAUUGUGCAGAAGUCACCAACUGUCUGCAGAGUCAAUAGCUGAAGACCUCCAAACUUCGUGUGGCCUUCAGAUUAGCACAAUAGUGCGUAGAGAGCUUCAUGGACUGAGUGUCCAUGGCCAAGCAACUACAUCCAAGCCUUACAUCACCAAGUGCAAUGCAAAGAGUCGGACGCAAUGGUGUAAAGCACGCCACCACUGGACUCUA